This is a messenger RNA of Moneuplotes crassus, 3583 nucleotides long. The record is from the annotation of a GenBank genome assembly. NCBI's taxonomy places the organism in Eukaryota, Ciliophora, Spirotrichea, Euplotida, Euplotidae.
GCCAGUCUUCUUCUGAGCUUCGAGCAUCAAGAAAUAUCUUUUGAUGCCUCUGAUGACAGUUAUCACUGCAGGGCUCAUACAUUUUGCUUCUCAGAACAGCGUAGGAGUUCAGAAGUUUCUCUGGUAUCGCAAAGUUGAUAAAGUAACCUAUCCAUCUAAAAAAAUAGAUUGAAGAUGCCACCCAUAUCCUUGCAAAAGGAGAGAUGAAAGGGUCCAAAAAAAUCACUCAAGAAGAAAUUACAAGAAUACUGUUGGAUUGCCUGCUUCUAUCCGGACACAAGGAGAAGAGAAAUGAAAAAUUCAUACUUUUAUCUAUAAAUACACUACUUUUGUGUACGAUCCUCUCCUCCAGGAGUUCGAUCAGUUACUCUAUGACUACAAGGUACAGUUCAAGAAGAUGAGAGAGAAGGAGUGUGGGAUCAGUGAUAAAGAACAUGAGGAGCUGCAUCAACUCUACGGCCCAUGUGUAAUGAACAUCAACGUUAAGCCAGCUCUGAAGAUUCUUGUGCAAGAUAUUUUGAAGUUCUUCUACAUUUUUCAAAUUAUUGGACUAAUUGAUUGGAGCAUCAGUGGCUCAUGGAUGUAUGGAGUAGCCAUUUUCUUCAUGCUCUUUGUCUCUAUAUAUGGAGAACUCACCACAGUCAGAUCUAAUCUGAUCAUGCUGAGCAAGAUGGCGUACUUCGAAACAAAAGUUAACGUCUUGAGGAAAGAUGAAAGCGGAAACUCCAGAUGGAUUGAGAUCAGUAGUCUUGACCUUGUCCCAGGCGAUAUCAUGGAGCUUACACAGGGCUCUAAACUUCCAUGUGAUGCAAUUAUGCUUAAUGGAGUCAGCGUUAUUAAUGAAGCAAUGCUUACAGGAGAAAGUGCUCCUGUUGUAAAAGAGCCUCUCCCUAACAGUGAAACCAAAAUUAAGAAGUUCAGUAUUGAAACUGCUGACCAAGUCAAGUACUUCUUAUUCUCCGGAACAGAAGUGGUCCAGAACAGAACAGUUGGUGAUGAGAAAAACACGGUAAUUGUUAUUAAGACAGGCUUUAUGUGUGAAAAGGGAGAAAUGAUUAAAUCAAUUCUUUACCCAAUUCCAGAAAGAUUCAAUUUUGGAUAUGAAUCAUUGAUUUACCUUCUAUCAUCUGCUAUUGUGUGCAUUAUUGGAUUUGGAGCUAUCCUGUACAUCUACAUUGAGUACUAUAAGCCAUUUGACAUAAUUGUCAGAUAUUUUGCUGGAAUCACUCUUGCCAUUCCGCCAGAAUUCCCAAUUGUGAUGACAAUGGGUAUUGUGUUCUCUCUUGCUAAGUUAAGAGACAAGUCUAUCUACUGUAUCAAGCCAGACAAAAUCAGAUCUGCAGGGAGAGUCAACAUCAUGGUCUUUGACAAAACAGGAACACUAACUGAGAGUGGUCUCUCCUGUAACUCUUAUAAAGUUGAUGUCGGGGAAGAUAAGCUAAAAGGAAUUCCUUCUCAAAACAAUCCUGUAGAGAACACUCGUAUAUGGCUAAAUAAAGACGAGUAUCUGAAAUUUAAAGAUUCAAAAUUGGUUAAGUACGAAGAGUGUAUAGCUGGCUGCCACUCCUUGUCUCUUUAUGGAGAAGAUUUCUUGGGAGACACUCUUGAUAUUGAAAUGUUCAAAUCAACCCAAUGGAAAUUUGAUGAUAGCUCUGAAUCCCAAAUUGAAGAAGGCUCAACUGUACUUCUCUAUCCUCCUCGUGUACAAGAAGCAAUAGGAUCAGACUCAAAGCCAAGUAGGGAGAUGUAUACUAUCUCGAUGAUGCACAAGUUUGAUUUCUCUUCUGCUCUUCAGAGGAUGUCAACAGUUAUUAAGCCUUCAUACGAUGACACAUGAAUUUUAUUUGUAAAAGGAUCUCCAGAGAUGAUACAUAAGUUGAGUCUACCAGAAACAAUCCCUGAUAAUUAUGAAGAGGAGUACAACUACCAUACAAAGCAGGGACACAGAGUUCUUGCUAUGGGAUAUAAAUAUUUCCCUGAUUUUGACAAGGACAAUGUCGACACUCUUGAUAGAAAUAACUGUGAGAAGGACAUCAUCUUCUUGGGGCUUCUCAUCAUGGUCAAUGAACUGAAAUCUGCCACGAAGGAAUCAAUCGAAAACCUCAAAAAUGGUAAGUUUUAUAUAGUUUAUGUUUUAGGAGGAGUUGUAACCAUUAUGGCAACAGGAGACAACAUUUUGACUGGGAUUAACAAGUCAGCUGAAUGAGGAAUCCUAGAGUCUAACCAGGUCAUUGUUGCUAGUUCUAAAGACGGAGAGUUCACCUGGACCAAAGAAGAGAAUGUGUUUGCUGUAGAAGAAGAACAGAAAGAUGAAGGUGGAUACCUCCAGUUUGACGAUUGUGACCCUGAGUUAGCCCAUUUAGCUAAUAGAGAUGAGGAACGCGAGCAAAAAGAUAUGCUUGAGUAUUUGAUGACAGAGAAGGAAAAACCCCUUCAAGUAGCAAUGGAAGGUACCUCAUUCAAGGAACUUAUCACAGAAUGCGAGAAAGGAGAUAAGGGUAAGAAGAUUGGUGGGUAUAAGGCUGAAGAAGUGCUUACUGAAGUCCUGAGACGAGGAAAAGUCUUUGCAAGAAUGUCCCCACAGCAUAAAGCCCUCUUGGUAGAAGAACUCCAAAACCAGACAGAUGAAAUUGUUGGAAUGUGUGGUGACGGAGCUAAUGACUGUGCUGCAUUGAAGAGUGCUGAUGUUGGGCUAUCUCUUUCAGAAGCAGAAGCAUCUAUAGUAGCACCAUUUACUUCAAAAAUUCAGGAUAUCUCAUCUUGUGUCAACCUAUUAAUACUUGGAAGGGCCUCUCUUGAUCUCAGUUAUGAGUUAUUCAGAUACAUGAUAGUGUACACCUAUAUCCAGUUCACUUCAGUAAUGAUCUUGAAUACAAUGACUUCUACCUAUGACGAUACUCAGUACUUAUUCUUCGAUCUUGGAGGUGUGGUACCAAUCACGAUGCUUUUGAGUUGGACUCGCCCCAAGACAUAUCUAAUCAACAAACGUCCAGUUGGAUCUUUGUUCAGUUGGUCUAUCUUCUGUAGUAUAUAUGGACAAGUUCUCAUAAUGUUCGCUUUUAUCCUUGGAACUUGGUUCAAUCUAAGAGCACAGAACUUUUACACAAGAUCUGAGAAACAGCAUGAUACCACCACAGAUGGAGAUGAAACUACAGCUAUGUUCCUGAUCACAAUCCCACAGUAUGUGUUUGUCGGAAUAGCUUUCCACGUUUCAACGCAGUUCAGGAGCCCUAUUUAUACAAAUAUCCCAUUUAUGGUCUUGCUAUCAAUCCAGUUUGCCAUGAUUGGAUGGAUCACCCUAGGACCUCAGCCAUGGAUGAGGGAUACCUUCCAUCUGUCUGGCCUGGAGUUCUACUUUAAGUACGUAAUCAUUGGCUCUGCACUGGUAAAUGGAUUCCUGACCAUCAUCUAUGAACAGAUCGUACAACGCACGAUCGGAAAGAUGGAAAUGGAGAAGCCCAUCGAGUACGGAAAGUACAAGAGAGAACUAAAGGAGCCUACUGAGAACGCUCCUUACCAAAACGCAGCAGAAGGAGCAGUUUAGGAAGUCAAAAAUUAAAAUAUAAAUAAUCUCUAUUCACAA